Molecule: messenger RNA, 1132 nt
Organism: Lingula anatina
Lineage: Eukaryota; Metazoa; Brachiopoda; Lingulata; Lingulida; Lingulidae
Biological process (GO): immune response
Cellular component (GO): membrane
Molecular function (GO): tumor necrosis factor receptor binding; receptor ligand activity
Source: RefSeq, a predicted model, not a curated record
CUACCCCAGAUCUCACUACGCAAACAUGGCGGCUUCGAACGAGGUGUUCAUGUCAACACUCGUUCUGUCGUGUUGUGCGUGCUUAAUCCUCGCGUGUGUUUCAGCAAGCUCUGAUGACGCCUGGGAUGAUCUAGGGCGCUUGUGGAAGAGUGGUGCAACGCGAGGGGAACCCCCGCCUAUGGAAAAGUUUAGAGUCGCCAUACUUGAUGGUAAAAGGAUCUUGCAUACCAGUGACUCACUAUUUAGGUCAGGGAUGCCCCGUGCGAGGCCACGUUUGUAUGUUGACAGUUUUGAGCGUCUCAAAAACAAGCACCAAACACCAUAUGUGCCCUUUUAUUCAAGAGCAAAUCCAAACCUACCGAUAACUGCGCACAACAUAGUAAAAAGAGUAGCUAAAGUGUCGCGUAAAAGCAAGGCUAGUGUGAUACAUAUGUUACCAGAGGGAAGAAAUGACGCCCCUAUCAGUAAAGUCACCAAAGACGGUACAUUCGGCCACUGGGAACCGCUGACCCAGCAGAAGAUUAAGUAUGACCCGUCCAGUAACACUAUGGUGGUCACCAGGGCCGGUUUCUUCCACGUGUACGCCCAGGUCCAUUUCCACAUGUUCACCUCGCAUGCUAUGGUGUUCUGUUUAUACAAGACUGAUUUUAGGACGGCACAGCGCAAAGGAAACGACAGGUCCAACUCCCCAAGCCUCGUGUGCGGAGAGUCCACUCCCAGCUACACGCCUCACACCCCCCAGUGCGCAGUACACCCCUGCGGCAUUAACGGAUGCAGAUGCACGUGGUUCAAUGCCGCGACCGUGCACGUGGCCGGGACGUUCUUUCUCGCGAGAUAUGACGCGAUCUGGCUUGCAGUUCGGGGAGAUGAGGAUGUUGGUUAUGAUAUAAAGAUAAACUUGAACUCGACUUACUUUGGUGCUUACUCUGUGUAAUAUUCUAAGCAAUGGAACAUUCCCAUAAUCAUUACACUGUACAUAUCCAUCGCUUUAUUCUCAAAUGAUUAUCUAUUUUUAUAUUAAGAGAGAACCCCAGAACUAUUUACUUCAUCCUCGUCCUCUAUUAUCCAGGUAAUUUCCUCGAUUUGUAACUUUGACUUUGUGAUAUUUUGAGGUAAUUUGACCAAAUGUUUA